AUGGUGACGCCACCGCGACACCCCCUCGUCGGCGCACGCGCGCAGCCGAAGCUGCACGCAGCACCGUCGAGCGGCACCGCCCACUCUCUGGCUCUCCCCCGCCAGGUCGCUCCCACUUCGGAGAUUCGGCGAGGGGCUCCACCGCCAGCUUCACUUCCCCCCAGAUCAGUUGCGGUAGGGUCUAGUGGAUGCAGUGGGUUCUCCGGCGUUGGUGUGGUGGGUGACGCCGACCUCUCCUCCUCACUAGUCUGGACCAACGUCUGCUCCUGCAUCCAGCACUCUUCGUCGCCGGCGCUCGCCUCCAGGAUCCGCGGCCCUGGCACUCGUCUUCAAGAUCCGCGGCGCUUGCGCGGUGGGCGGCGCUCCUCUACUCUGCAGUCUGCACUGGGGAGCCGGUGUCAGUGCAGUAAAAUGCCCAGCACAUGUGAGAUCAACUCCAAGCUUUCCAGCGUAGACUACAGGGUGGAGCAAGCCUGCAUUUGUGUUGAUGGGAUGAUCGCUGGUCAGAUUAUUUUCAAGGUGCAGAUUAUUCUACUACUUGCUGAAAAUCAGCUGAAAGAGAUUGAGUUAGAUGAUAGGAACAAUGAAUUUAUAGUCUUCUACAGAGGGAAGGAUUUCCUGUCCUCAGAACUUGCAGAGGUGCUCUUGUUGGUGGCCAGAUCCAUUGAGCUUCAGAGACAUCAGGUCCAGAUGGAAGACGUGAAGGACCAAGGAGACGAGGAGCUGUACGCCAAACUGGAUGCCGCGUAUUCGAGCGACGAGGAAGACAUGGAGCCUUUGAAAACAACUGGCAUGGAAGCUAUGCAGUGGCAGAUCUAUGUAUAA
Miscanthus lutarioriparius is the source of this 825-nucleotide messenger RNA. NCBI's taxonomy places the organism in Eukaryota, Viridiplantae, Streptophyta, Magnoliopsida, Poales, Poaceae. The record is from the annotation of a GenBank genome assembly.